GGCUGGGUCCGGUUCCGGGUGUCACCUACUUGGCGGUGCUGGUGGAGGGGGGGAGGAAGAUGGCGUCGGACUUGGAGACGGAGGUUCAGGCUAUUGACAGGAACUUGCUGGAAUGUUCUGCCGAGGAGGCUGCCGUGGUGUUCAGCGUUUUCCAAAGAGGCACUGUAAAUGGCUACAAGCACCUGAUCUUCCUAAAGAAGUAUACCUGCAUCUAGCCUACUAUGUACCAAAAAUUUACUGUAGGGGUCCUAACCCUGCUCCACAAAGAGAAGACAUGCUCGCACAACAUGUACUGCUGGGACCAAUGGAAUGGUAUCUAUGUGGUGAAGAUCCUGCAUUUGGAUUUCCAAAACUUGAGCAAGCAAACAAACCUUCCCAUCUCUGUGGUCGGGUUUUUAAAGUGGGGGAACCUACAUACUCUUGCAGAGACUGUGCAGUUGACCCAACUUGUGUGUUAUGUAUGGAGUGCUUUUUGGGAAGUAUUCAUAGAGAGCAUCGAUACAGGAUGACAACAUCAGGCGGAGGAGGUUUCUGUGAUUGUGGUGAUACUGAAGCUUGGAAAGAAGGUCCGUACUGUCAAAAGCAUGAACUUAACACGGCAGAGACGGCAGAAGAGGAGGAUCCUCUGGUGCAUUUAUCGGAAGAUAUGAUAGCAAGAGCUUAUAACAUUUUUGCUAUCAUGUUUCAAUAUGCAGUAGAUAUAUUAACAUGGGAAAAAGAAAAUGAAUUGCCACCUGGUUUAGAGACUGUUGAGAAGAGUGACACUUACUACUGCAUGCUUUUUAAUGAUGAAGUCCACACGUAUGAACAAGUUAUAUACACUCUCCAGAAAGCUGUCAACUGUACACAGAAAGAGGCCAUUGGAUUUGCAACAACAGUAGACAGAGAUGGACGUAGAUCAGUCCGAUAUGGAGACUUCCAGUAUUGUGAUCAAGCAAAAUCAGUAAUAGUGAGAAAUACCAGUCGCCAGACAAAGCCACUGAAGGUUCAGGUUAUGCAUUCAUCUAUUGUUGCCCAUCAGAGUUUUGGUUUGAAGCUCCUGACUUGGCUUGGCAACGUUAUUGGAUAUUCAGAUGGCCUUCGUCGAAUAUUGUGUCAGGUUGGUUUACAGGAGGGACCAGAUGGUGAAAAUUCUUCUCUUGUAGAUAAACUAAUGCUGUCUGAUUCUAAACUGUGGAAAGGAGCUAGAAGCGUGUACCAUCAGUUAUUCAUGAGCAGUCUACUUAUGGAUUUGAAAUACAAGAAACUUUUUGCUAUCCGGUUCGCAAGAAACUAUGAGCGAUUGCAGAGUGAUUAUGUGAAAGAUGACCACGACAGAGAGUUCUCAAUUGCUGACCUCUCGGUACAGAUAUUCACAGUGCCUUCACUUGCUCGAAUGCUGAUAACAGAAGAAAAUCUUAUGACCACGAUCAUCAAAACUUUUAUGGACCACUUAAGGCACCGUGACAUCCAAGGCAGGUUUCAGUUUGAACGAUAUACUGCCCUUCAAGCUUUCAAAUUCAGGCGGGUUCAGAGCCUUAUUUUGGAUCUCAAGUAUGUGUUGAUAAGCAAGCCAGCUGACUGGACAAAUGACCUGAGGCAAAAGUUUUUAGAGGGUUUUGAUGCCUUCUUAGAGUUACUAAAGUGUAUGCAGGGUAUGGAUCCAAUAACUCGUCAAAUAGGACAGCAUAUCGAAAUGGAACCAGAAUGGGAAGCAGCAUUUACAUUACAGAUGAAAUUAACGCAUGUUAUUUCAAUGAUGCAGGACUGGUGUGCUUUAGAUGAAAAAGUACUUAUUGAAGCUUAUAAGAAAUGCUUGACUGUGCUGAUGCAGUGUCACAGUGGCUUUACUGAUGGUGAACAGCCUAUCGUUCUCAGUAUAUGUGGUCAUUCUGUUGAGACCAUCAGAUACUGUGUUUCUCAGGAAAAAGUUAGCAUUCAUCUCCCAGUUUCUCGUUUACUUGCAGGUUUGCAUGUGUUGCUAAGCAAAAGUGAAGUGGCAUACAAGUUUCCAGAGCUGUUACCACUGAGUGAACUUAGCCCACCUUUGUUAAUAGAACACACGCUACGAUGUCUAGUUUUGUGUGCCCAAGUGCAUGCAGGCAUGUGGAGAAGAAAUGGGUUCUCCCUUGUUAAUCAAAUCUAUUACUAUCAUAAUGUGAAAUGCAGACGGGAGAUGUUUGAUAAAGAUAUAAUAAUGCUUCAGACAGGUGUGUCCAUGAUGGAUCCAAACCAUUUCCUGAUGAUAAUGCUGAGUCGCUUUGAACUUUAUCAGAUAUUUAGCACUCCAGACUAUGGCAAAAGAUUUAAUACUGAAAAUACCAAUAAGGAUGUAGUUCAACAGAAUAAUACUCUUAUAGAAGAAAUGCUAUAUCUAAUUAUAAUGAUUGUUGGAGAGAGAUUUAGUCCUGGAGUAGGACAGGUAAAUGCUACAGAUGAAAUCAAGCGAGAAAUUAUCCAUCAGUUGAGCAUCAGACCCAUGGCCCACAGUGAAUUAGUAAAAGCAUUACCAGAAGAUGAGAACAAAGAGACUGGAAUGGAAAGUGUAAUUGAAGCCGUUGCCUGUUUCAAAAAACCUGGAUUAACAGGCAGAGGAUUGUAUGAACUAAAACCAGAAUGUACCAAGGAUUUCAAUCUCUAUUUCUAUCACUUUUCAAGGGCAGAGCAAUCUAAGGCAGAGGAAGCACAAAGAAAGCUGAAAAGACAAAACAGAGAAGAUACAGCACUUCCACCUCCUGUUCUGCCUCCUCUCUCUCCUCUUUUUGCAAGCCUGAUUAAUAUUCUCCAGUCCGAUGUCAUGUUGUGCAUUUUGGGAACAAUACUCCAGUGGGCAGUAGAACAUAACAGCUAUGCCUGGUCUGAGUCCAUGCUGCAGAGGGUUUUGCACUUGAUUGGAAUGGCACUACAAGAAGAAAAACAACACCUAGAGAAUCUCAAUGAAGAGAAUGUUGUAACAUUUACCUUCACUCAGAAGAUCUCAAGACCUGGAGAGGCACCCAGUAAUUCCCCUAGUAUAUUAGCUAUGCUAGAAACUUUGCAAAAUGCACCUCAUCUGGAAGUGCACAAAGACAUGAUCAGAUGGAUACUGAAGACUUUUAAUGCCAUUAAGAAACUAAGAGAGAGCUCUUCUACGAGUCCUGUGCCUGAAACUGAAGGAAAUAUUAUAGAAGAGGGUUCACGAGAUAAAGACAAAGCUGAGAGGAAGCGAAAAGCUGAGAUUGCCAGGCUGCGCAGAGAGAAGAUCAUGGCUCAGAUGUCUGAGAUGCAGCGGCACUUCAUUGAUGAGAACAAAGAACUCUUUCAGCAGACUUUAGACGAACUAGCUACUUCAACCUCCAGAGUACUCGAUAAUAGUCCUACAGUUUCAGAUACAAAGCUUACAGCUUUGGGACCAAAGCAAACUAGAGUGACUGAACGGAGACAGGUUGUUACCUGUAUAUUGUGUCAAGAAGAGCAGGAGGUUAAAGUGGACAGCAGGGCUAUGGUCUUGGCAGCAUUUGUUCAGAGAUCUACUGUAUUGUCUAAAAACCGGAACAAAGUUAUUCAGGAUCCUGAAAAAUAUGACCCAUUAUUCAUGCAUCCAGAGCUGUCAUGUGGAACACACACGGGUAGCUGUGGACAUAUUAUGCACGCUCACUGUUGGCAAAGGUAUUUUGAUGCUGUUCAAGCAAAGGAGCAACGAAGACAACAGAGAUUACGUGUGCAUACAAGUUAUGAUGUAGAAAAUGGUGAAUUCCUUUGCCCUCUUUGUGAAUGUUUAAGCAACACUGUUAUUCCUCUGCUUCCUCCACCAAGAGGUUUAUUUAACAGCUUGGAUUUUUCAGACCAACCAAAUCUAGCUCAAUGGAUGAGAACAAUAUCCCAGCAAAUCAAAGCAUUAUAUAUACUUCGCGAUGAAGAAACUGCUCAUAAUUCUUGUGGUAACUCAGAAAAAAUGGAUGAGCUACAACUACCUAAAGGAUUUAGGCCAGACUUCCAACCAAAGAGUCUUUAUUCUGAAAGCAUUAAAGAGAUGCUGACAACAUUUGGUACUGCAACAUAUAAAGUGGGACUGAAGGUGCAUCCCAAUGAACAAGAUCUGCGUGUACCCAUAAUGUGCUGGGGUAGCUGUGCUUACACAAUACAGACUAUAGAAAGAAUUUUAGCUGAUGAAGAUAAACCAUUAUUUGGUCAUUUACCUUGCCGACAGGAUGACUGCCUUACUUCAUUAACAAGAUUUGCAGCAGCACAUUGGACAGUUUCAUCUCUUUCGGCAGUACAGGGUCACUUUUGUAGGCUCUUUGCAUCACUGGUGCCUAAUGAAAAAAAUGGAAAUCUUCCAUGCAUACUUGAUAUUGACAUGUUUCAUUUAUUGGUAAGCUUGGUGCUCUCUUUUCCUGCCAUAUACUGUCAGGAUUUUUCAGGGGUUAGUCUUGGCACUGGAGAUCUUCACAUCUUCCAUCUUGUCACAAUGGCACACAUAGUGCAAAUUUUACUUACUUCAUCAACAGAAGAAAAUGGCAUGGACCAAGAAAACCCUAAUGGUGAAGAAGAAGUAGCAGUGCUUACUUUGUAUAAAUUUCUUUGCCAGCAUACAGGAAGUGCCUUGAAAGAAAUGUCCUCAGGCUGGCAUCUGUGCAGGAGUAUAAAAGCUGGAAUUAUGCCUUUCCUGAGAUGCUCUGCUUUGUUUUUCCAUUAUUUAAAUGGAGUCCCAGCACCAUCAGAAAUUCAAGUAACUGGGGCAAGCCAGUUUGAACAUUUAUGUAGCUAUCUUUCCUUGCCAAACAACCUCAUUUGCCUUUUUCAAGAAAAUAGCAAAAUUAUGAACACAUUAGUAGAAAGUUGGUGUAGUAACAAUGAAGUAAAAAGGUACCUGGAAGGCAAAAGACAAGCCAUAAGCUAUGCAAGAGAAUCUAACAAAUUAAUAGACCUUCCAGAUGAUUACAGCUGCCUCAUUAAUCAAGCAUCUAAUUUCUCGUGUCCAAAAUCAGGUGGUGAUAAAAGCAGAGCACCAACAUUGUGCCUUGUAUGUGGGACCAUGCUAUGUUCUCAGAGUUACUGUUGUCAAACAGAGUUAGAAGGGGAAGAUGUUGGAGCCUGUACUGCACAUACAUAUACAUGUGGUUCUGGAGUGGGUAUAUUUCUCAGAGUACGAGAAUGUCAAGUGCUAUUUUUAGCUGGAAAAACAAAGGGCUGCUUUUAUGCUCCUCCCUAUCUUGAUGACUAUGGAGAAACAGACCAGGGACUCAGGCGUGGGAAUCCCUUACACCUGUGCAAAGAACGGUUUAAAAAGAUUCAAAAACUCUGGCAACAGCACAGUAUCACAGAAGAAAUUGGACACGCACAAGAAGCAAAUCAAACACUAGUUGGCAUUGAUUGGCAGCAUUUAUAAUUGGUUAUCAUCUGAGAAGACUGGAACUUUAUUUAUGAUGAUUUUUGUAACCCAGUAAAUUUUUCAAAUAAAAGAGGGAUUAGGAAAAAUUUUUUGAGGAAAAUAAAGACACAAUUCCAGUCCUUCUAUUUAACCUUUGUUUUCCAGUUUAUUUUGUAAAGAUCCUGGUUACAAUAACCAUGUAAACUUUUUUCUAUGUAAGCAGGUUUUACUAGUAGUAUUAUUUGCACUGUGCUUCCUUCACAUGAAACCUCUUGGGGUAUAGAACCUGGGCAAAUGAACUUAAGUUUCUGGGACAAAAGAAUGACUCUUCUUGGAAAUCUGACUCUGAUUUUUCUAAUGAACUGCAAGAGGGAAAAAAACUGCUGAAAUGGAGACUAGAUUAAGCACAAUUAUUGAUUGUGUUUUGCCCUUUGCUAGUAAUCUGAGCCGGUUUACUUUAUUUAUUAUUCUGCAUUUUAAUACUUAAACCGUGUACAUGCAAUGGAAUAAAGUAAGGAUGAAAAUAAUGUAGCAAAUGGAUGUAUCUGUCUGCAUCAGUGGAUAACUCUUAAACUCGGUGUAUUUAAAAUUUAUUUUUUAAUUCGUAUUCUUGCAGAUUUUUUUGCCUUCCAGUUGAUUUUCUUUUUACUAAAAGAACUAACACUAGCUUAUAAGUAAAACAAUUUAAUUUAAAGCUAUUUCUGAAGCAUUGCACUCCUUACACCUAUUGUGUGGUUUGCAAUUUGAAUAUAGUAGGGAAACCCUUUCAUUUUUCAUGAUGAUUGUUUUCCCAAAUUUAAAGGGUUGACGUGUUUUAGAACAUAUCUUAAGGCAAUUGGCAAUAUAUUAAAAAAAAGUUACAUUUUUCUUCAUUUUUGACUUCCAUCUUUAAAGGAGCAAAUACCACCUACAUCUUAUUGCAGUUUACUAAUUUCAGGUCUUCAAAUAGAAACUCUCAGACAAAAAUGAACCAUUUUCCUCUGCAUAUGAAGGACAUCAGUCACAGAGCAUUUGUUUACUCCUGUUCAUUUCCUUUUAGUUGUACCAUCAAGUACAUUUACUUUCUGACAUAGUAGACACUUGACUAAAGCUCUGUAAAGAUGUUUGUCUAUAGUAUAUUUUAUAAAUAUAUUCUAUAUCUGCACAGAUUUUGCACUUGGUAUGUAGGUGCCUGAUGGUAUAGUUGUAUGUAGUAAAUGCAAUGUUAGACCCCCCAAGAAAUCUCAAAAUGACAUGUUCUGAUAAAAAAUCCAUAAUCUUAAUGCCUUCCAAGUUUUUGGUAAAUUAUUAAAACAAUUUAUUUACAUA
This is a messenger RNA of Caretta caretta (loggerhead turtle), 6640 nucleotides long. It is a transcript of the gene UBR2, whose product is annotated as ubiquitin protein ligase E3 component n-recognin 2. Gene Ontology annotation, molecular function: zinc ion binding; ubiquitin protein ligase activity. Lineage: Eukaryota; Metazoa; Chordata; Testudines; Cheloniidae. Gene Ontology annotation, cellular component: ubiquitin ligase complex; cytoplasm. Gene Ontology annotation, biological process: ubiquitin-dependent protein catabolic process via the N-end rule pathway; protein ubiquitination. The record is from RefSeq and is a predicted model, not a curated record.